Messenger RNA from Nasonia vitripennis (jewel wasp), 5899 nucleotides. Its product is annotated as glycoprotein endo-alpha-1,2-mannosidase. Gene Ontology annotation, cellular component: Golgi apparatus. The transcript has 5 exons. Gene Ontology annotation, molecular function: alpha-mannosidase activity. The record is from RefSeq and is a predicted model, not a curated record. Lineage: Eukaryota; Metazoa; Arthropoda; Insecta; Hymenoptera; Pteromalidae. Bases 620 to 2047 code for a protein of 475 amino acids.
CGUACACAGGUACAUCUGUACUCUAAAAGACAUCAAGAGAGUGUGUAUCUUCACAUCCCCCCGCGCGAGGAGGAGGCGAAGAGUGCGGCUCCGGGAGCUCUCAUCUUGUUCUCUCGAACUGCGUCUCUCGCGCAAUUCGAACUAAUCCAGCCCCCUCGUCUCUACGCAUCAGGUGGAUAGAAUAAAGCUCUACACCUCGUCAUGAUGCGAGGAUCCUGAAGAGGUGAGCGCGAUUAGAGUAUAUAGCUAUAUAGACGACGUACUGCGGGAAUAGACAAGUACACACUUCUACCUGUAUAAGGUCCGAUCGAAAAAUAAGUCAUCGCAUCGUCGAGGAGACCGAAGAGAAAAGUUGCAGAAGAAAACGAAGAGAGCCUCUUUGUUUACUUUUUGCGUGUGCGGGCUUGCGGCGAGCGGACAGUGUCUCCGGCCGCGCCGCCACCGCCGCUGAGAGAUAUCGAUUUCCCUGCAUCCCUCGUCUCGCCCCCCCCCCCCGCCUCCCCUCCCCGCGCUGCUGCAGCAGCCGAAAAUUGAAUCGCGCGACGUUUUUGCGCGAUAGAGUAAGUAGUGUCUUGAGGAUCUUAGAUAUUUUACUGCAGUCAAAAAGUUCUUCAUCAAGAUGUUCUUCGGGAAUCUGAUAACGGCGGUGUCGCUGAGGAAGUGCUUCUACCUGUCGGCGAUGGUGCUCGUGCUGUCCACGUUGAUGGCAGCUGUGAUAAUCGUCAAAUUGUCGCCUCUCGAAUCGGUCAAGUGUCAGCCGCAGGCCGUCACCGCUGCUGUCGAGUGGAGUACCCUGGCCAGUCAGUCGACCGAAGCCUCCACUACACAGUUGGCUACGCACGAGAAGAAGGAGUCCAACGACAGGAGGUACAAGGAGAUGAGAGAGAAGAUGGUGCAGAACAAGAUAGCCAGGAUGUCAAGGAAGAUGCGGAACAAGGUGCUGCCUCUGCUGAACAGCAGUGUUGUGGUGGAGCCCAACUACAAUGUGCACAUCUUCUACUAUGCUUGGUAUCGUUCAAUGGAGUACGAUGGUGUCUGGAAGCACUGGAACCACGAUAUACUGCCAAACUGGAAGAAGAAUGACAAGAGGGUCUUCCCAGAAGGCACUCACUUGCCUCCUGCUGACAUUGGUGCUAACUACUAUCCUAAUCUGGGGUGCUACAGUUCGCUGGAUCCACAGGUGAUCGACCUGCAUAUGAGGCAGCUCAAGGAGGCUGGUAUUGGAGUGGCUGUGGUCUCGUGGACACCACCAAGCAGCACUGACAACACCGACUCCAUAAUGCCAGAUCUGCUGGAUGCUGCUCACAGGUAUCAGCUGAAGAUUGCUCCUCACAUUGAGCCAUACCCUGGUAGAAAUCCAAUCAACCUGAUGGAACACAUCAGAUAUAUUCUAAACCAGUAUGGUUCGCAUCCGGGUCUUUAUAGAAUGAGGAGAGAAAACGACGGAGCCAUCUUACCGGUAAUUUACAUAUACGAUUCGUACGUCUUCCCAUCGAGCGCCUGGUGGGAGUUGCUAUCCGAGCGCGGCAAUCUGACUCUCAGAGGAACCGAAUUAGACGCAAUUUACAUUGGACUCCUCGUCGAUUCCCAGCAUAAGAACCACAUCAAAAAGUCCCACUUCGACGGCUUCUACACGUACUUUGGCAUCAACGGCUUCAGCUUUGGUAGCUCGUGGAAAAACUGGAAGGAUCUGAACAAGUUUGCUAAUCAGAACGGGCUGCUCUUCAUACCGAGCUUGGGUCCUGGAUACAUUGAUACACAGGUGCGUCCGUGGAACGCGGAGAAUACAAGGCAUCGCCGCCACGGCCAGUACUACGAAGUAGCGUGGCGCAGCGCCUUGAACAGCGGGGCCAGUACCAUAUCCAUCACGUCGUUCAACGAAUGGCACGAGGGUACGCAGAUCGAGCCGGCCAAACCCGCCAGUAACAAGGACUUCACGUACCUCGAUUACGAGCCCGAGGGACCCGACUUUUACCUCAGCCUGACCAAAUGGUGGGUCCAGCAAUUUGCCGACAGGCUUAAUGCCGCCUCUUCUGCUCUCAGCUAAUUUUCCUCGCCCCAAGGCUGAUCUUCAGUUACUUUUCUGUGAUUCUUUAUGUUAAUGCGUUGCUGUUGUUUUUCACACUGCAGGGUGAAGAAGUUUUUCUACAGGGUUAUCGGUCGCGUCUCCAUCCGUGGAUAGGCAUGACUCAGAUUCCAAUUUUUUUACAUAUAUUUUUAUAUAUUCGUGAAUUACAUUAAUUGUUGUUUGUAUGAUUAUUAUAGAUUUUUUGAAUGAUUUGCGCAAACGAUGCGUGCGCACACUUCGACGUUGAUUUUCGGAGAGAGCUUUAAGUGAUUCAAAGUAUUUUUUACGUACUUUUUCAAUUGUUAUAAGUUAUAUAUUCUUUGAAUAUACCAAAGAAGAAAGUUACUUGAUCGAAACGCUGGAAAUAGUGACGAAAAACGAGUUUAAUAAUGCAUUGGGCGAAAAAUUCGGAUUGAUUCGGAUUCGACUGAAUAAUUAAGCAUUUUCCAAUGUUAUAGGAUUUUAAAAUUCAAUAUAAUAAUAAAGUAUAAUUAACACUUGCCUCUACGCCGCGAACGAUUCCGGAGUUUGUAAAUGAAAAUUUAAACGAGUUUAACAAUUAAAAUUUUGAUCGAAUAUAAAACUUUACCAGACUUUAAGGAUUCCAAUCGAUCUGUCGUUUUCUUGAACGAAGAUUGUCCCGAGUAUAGUUAUAUUAUAGCGAACGAAGCCAAAUACGUUUUCGAAUAAACUUUUACGAGCACAUUUGAACUAAAAAAAAGUAUUACCGAGUUUCUUUGCACAACGGUUCACUGUUACUAUCUCACAAAGUUUCAAAUUUCUAUUCUAUUCUUAUAAAUAACAGAAUACGACUAGCAAAUUACGCACUUUUACCAUAAUAAGGAUAUAAGCGCAGAUCUUUUUCGGUGAUCCGCGAGAAAUGGCAAACGGGGUUUUCAUUCGUCGUUGACUGAACAAUUUUUUUUCUCAAUCGUCACAAACCAUUCAUAUCGCGAUCAUCACGCGCUGCAUCUCACGAUCAUGUAAUAAUCAAGUGAUUUUCGCCACUAUUAGCAGUUUUGAUGAUCUUCUUUAAGCGACUAGAUUUCGAUAGAUUAUGCGAAGGUUUUAUUUUUAUUUUGUGAUAACCGAGUGGAUCGCGUCGCAUCGUCCAAAUUUCCAUUUUCGAUUCGCGAGAGCGGCGGUGUUCUCGAGAUGUUUUUAAGCUAUAUAGAAGGCGUACGUGGAUUUUGUCGCAUUGGUCGCGGGGCGAAUUUCGUAUUCAAGAAACACGGCGUUGCGUUAUUUCCAGGCGAGCUGUAUACAUUUAUUUUUCACGAUUUCUCCUCCAAGCGAUAUCUUUUCAGGCGAACUUUGCGCUCGGCCAAUGCGAUGGGAGGAGGUGAAAUAAAAAUAAAAAUGGAUGAAAAUAUUUCUUUCGACCAAAGCUGAAACAAUAAUAAUAGCGACAUAUUAUGGCUUGUCAGAGUUUUAAGAAGAGAGACUGAGAAGUUGAAAAUAAAAAUACUAAGUGGCAUACCAUUUUAGGUGAUCGUACGUUUUGUACAGCAAGUUACACCAAAAUAUUGCAUCAAUAAUUUGCAAAAUAUAAUCUAGUCUAUACUACAGUUAUCGUUAUAAUUAAUUAACAGUAACAGUACGUUACUCGCAUGCUUUAUUUAAAUUUAAACGGUGCUAUAAGAGGUAACACUAAUGUCUAUACACUUAUGAUUAUACUAUUUACUAUUUACAAUUGUUGAUCUUUUGUAUACGAUUUUUCAUCGCUUGUUCAAUGUACGUACGGUCUCACGUAGGUUUCUCGUUCUUUUUAUCUUUCGAGCUUUGGUGUAGCUUGCACGAAGUAAAUGUGUAUUAUACAUAGACAAUAACCAGUCCCUGUCCCAACUGUUACAGGGUAACCUUCCUGUAAGAUUGUCGGGCACGAGGCCGUAAACGGAAGAUUUUGUCAAAUCGAAUUGAAUAAUUCAACCGCGCGAGAAAUUGUAAGGAAUACAUGCGCGUUUUAAGGGGAUGUAUCGUUCCCAAAUCGUUACGUUGAUUCGAUUCGACAGAAAUUUGUCUCGGCUCGGUGCGUCAUUGUAGAGCUAAAAAGAAGAGAUAAGAAUAAAACGUAUCGACAGUUGUUGCAAUUUUUCACGAAACAAACGAAGGACUAAUCAAAAGUACCAAAGAAGAUUGAGACGCUUAAUUCUCUGAAUUGAUAAACGGAUGGAAAAUUAUUUUUACUAGUAGGGGUAUAUAAGAUAGAGAGCCUAAAUUUCGCGGAAAGAAGACUGAAAGAUUGCAAAAAUUGUCGUUAAAGUAAUGGAGUUAUAUUAAAAGAAAUGGUAUUAUUGCUUUAUAAGGGUUAAAUUAACGCGAGGAACGAUCGGAAGUUUUAGAGACUCAUUUUGCGUAUCUGAGUGUUUAGAUGUAAACGAAAACAUGAUAAAUUGAAUAAGGCGAGUUAAGAAAAAUCGUAGAAGUCCGUCAAAACUGCCCAGCCACAGAAUAACGACUCGACUUCACCUCUUUUUCGACUCAUAGCUGUAGAUACGAUGUAAAAGAACCAUAAUAAGGUAGGCCUAUACCGCGAUUUUAAAAGUCCACAGUUUUCUAUAUGUAUUGUAUCCGAUAACCGAGACCUUUCAGUUUGACAGUUGUAAACCCGCUUAUACUUUCUUUGUAAUCGUUUUUCUACCUCUAUAUACGACAACAACUGUUCAGAGAAGAGGAGGUGCGAAUUAUUAGGAGUAAAAUGAUAAAUGAAAGUAACAAGAGACUUUAUCGGCUUUUAAAAUUAAAAGAAAACUGAUCAAUGGGUAUAGCUCUAUCUUACGCAACAGAUAAGCUACUAAAAUCAGAACAGAUGCGCACAAACGACACACUUGGCGAUAAACUUAUUCAAACAGACUUAUCAACAUAUCGAAACAGUUUCUCAACAUAAACUUCAACGCAGUCGUGCGAUCGAGUCCGCAGUCAAACUUCUAUUUCGAAGCUCACUGCAAUAUUGCAUCAUUUACAAAAUAAAAAUGUUUCAAGUUCAUAAAAAGCAAUUAAGCAACUAGAAGUUCCACUGCAGACGCAGUUUCCAAACGGCCGCGUCACUUCCACAAUAAAAGUAAAGUAAUCUCAACCACCCAUAAACACACACCAACACACUUUUGCGCGUGUACUCGCCAUUUAUUAUUAUCGAAUUUACAUUUGUACAAUACUCUCUGUGGAUUCUCCAGUCUGCGCUAAAAGUAUCGCUCGUUAUCUAUUAUACAUAUCGUUCUUUAAUAAUAAUUCCGAGAACAAGGUUAUAUUGGAUGAGAAAAUAAGCAAAGAAUGAGUGCAAGAGCUUUAAGCGAGCGAAUGAGUUUUUUUCGUAUGCAUGAGCAAAACGUGCGCGCGCGUGAUCGAGUACGAAUUUAAAAGCGGAGCACGCAUACGUAUAGGUACUUUUCUUUGCUCUCUCUCUUCCCAAAAGCGUUCAGCGUCCCGUAGACGAGAGACAAAUCGAACUCUUCGACGGAAGCGACACUUCGCCGUAUUUUACUUCGAGCAGCUCACGAUUCUCACGGAUAAUGGACACACACACACACGCACACACUGCAGCAUGUUCACGAAAACACAUAUACAUACACAUGUACGAAGACUCGACACGAACGAGUACAUACUUAUGCAUUUGAGCAGAGCGAAGGAGAUGCAUUUACAGGCGAGCGCGCGGACGAUUACGUGCCGAAGGGAAAGAGAGAAAAGUGUGCCGAGAACGAGACACACGCUACCAUUAAUCAAGGAAGAAUGUAGAUCUACGAGAAAGUGUAAUAAUAACGAUGUCACUCGACGUUAUGUAAGACAGAAUGAAAAUGAAACGGUAUACAUUAAAUAAAACGAUUAUUAAACUUA